UCCACAAUGUAACAGCCAGCAUCUUGCAGCACAAUAGUUACAAGGUGGAGAGCAGAGGAGGGAGAGUGAUUCAGCAAUAGCAAACAUCGGUUGUCGUCCACAUUUGCUUCUUUUUCUUUCCUCAUUGUCUUGUUAUUUUUUUUGAUAGCCUAUUUAUUUUUUGUGGCCAUCUUUAUGAACGGUUAAAAGUAAGCCUCCAGCUAUGGUCACCGCACUGUUUCUCGUCGGGAUGUUUUGAAAAGGACUGUCAUAGGACUGGGAUCGUCAUCAGCUGGCACGGAAUGGUAUUUAUGAGCAGACAUUUCUUAUACAACUGCAGCCAACCAAUCCUGGAUGUGAAGAUAGCCUUUUGUCAGGGAUUUGGAAAACAAGUGGAUGUGUCAUAUAUCGCCCAACAUUACAACAUGAGCAAAAGCAAAGUGGACAACCAGUUCUACAGUGUGGAAGUGGGAGACUCCACCUUCACAGUUUUAAAGCGUUACCAGAAUUUGAAGCCCAUCGGCUCUGGAGCUCAGGGAAUCGUCUGUGCGGGCUACGAUGCUGUCCUGGACAGAAAUGUAGCCAUCAAGAAGCUGAGCAGACCCUUCCAGAACCAGACCCAUGCAAAGAGGGCAUACCGGGAGUUGGUGUUAAUGAAAUGUGUCAAUCACAAAAAUAUUAUCAGUUUAUUAAAUGUCUUCACACCACAGAAAUCAUUAGAGGAUUUCCAGGAUGUGUACCUAGUGAUGGAACUGAUGGAUGCCAACUUGUGCCAGGUGAUUCAGAUGGAGCUUGACCACGAGAGAAUGUCCUACCUGCUCUACCAGAUGCUGUGUGGUAUCAAACACCUGCACUCAGCCGGCAUCAUUCACAGGGAUCUCAAACCAAGCAAUAUAGUGGUGAAGUCAGACUGCACCCUGAAGAUCCUGGACUUUGGAUUGGCCAGGACCGCAGGCACCAGCUUCAUGAUGACCCCUUAUGUGGUGACUAGAUACUACAGAGCCCCAGAGGUGAUCCUGGGCAUGGGAUACAAAGAGAACGUGGAUAUAUGGUCGGUGGGGUGCAUUAUGGGAGAAAUGGUGCGCCACAAAAUCCUCUUCCCUGGGCGGGACUACAUCGACCAGUGGAACAAGGUGAUCGAGCAGCUGGGCACGCCCGCAGCAGAGUUCAUGAAGAAGCUCCAGCCCACCGUGAGGAACUACGUCGAGAACCGGCCAAAAUAUGCAGGUCUCACCUUUCCCAAGCUCUUCCCUGACUGCCUUUUCCCUGCUGACUCUGAGCACAACAAACUCAAAGCCAGCCAGGCCAGAGACCUGCUGUCUAAGAUGCUGAUCAUCGACCCCUCCAAACGGAUAUCGGUGGACGAGGCGUUACAGCACCCCUACAUCAACGUGUGGUAUGAUCCAGCCGAGGUGGAGGCGGCCAGAGAUCUCAUCCAAAUAUCCAUGCCUCCACCUCAGAUCUACGACAAGCAGCUGGAUGAAAGAGAACACUCCAUUGAUGAAUGGAAAGAACUCAUUUACAAAGAGGUGAUGAACUUUGAGGAGAGAACGAAGAAUGGCGUUGUGAAGGGACAGCCUUCACCUUCAGGUACUCUCAGUGCAUAACCCUAAUCGCUCUCACAGGUGCAGCCGUGAACAGCAGCGAGAGCCUCCCUCCCUCCUCCUCCAUAAAUGACAUCUCCUCCAUGUCCACCGACCAGACCCUGGCCUCAGACACUGACAGCAGCCUGGAGACCUCUGCAGGACCCCUGGGGUGUUGCAGGUGACUAGCGGCCUGCCUGCGCAACCCCAUGUUCUUCCGCAGGUGAAGAACCCAAACCUAAAUGACCGACUGAAAAUAGAAACAAAAAAAGAGCAAAGAUCAAAAUGAAUAUAUUAAAAACAAAAGUUAUGGGAUUACAGAAUCUGAAAUGAUGAAAUCUAAAGCCUGUGCAUAGUCAUUCAGAAACAGCAGUGGUAUUUAAACUGAAGUAUGUUAAUGAUCCUGUAGUUGCUUUGCUUAUAUUACCCCACAUAUCUUGUAUAUGGCAUCCAAACAAAAUGACCAAAAUGCUUCGACUUGCAUCUCCUGCAACGUGCAUACUGGCUGGCUACUGGUCUCCCGAUUCCUUACCAAAGCAUUUAUGCUCCAAUCAUUGUGACAAGGUGGGCUGCCAUUUUGCUCAUCACUACUGUACAAUACAUUCUCCUUCUCCCUUGUCCCCUAUCCAACCCUUAUGUAAGACACUGCUGUAUUUUAACCUCUAAACGCCCUCAUCCCCAACCCAACACAUCCCCCAUGUAAGGUUGCCUGAUUUGUGUGUUUCUAUGUGGUUAUUCUGCAGGGAUAUGUAGUCGCUCUCACCCAGAGUGGCGCUCCCUGCGCUACUUGUAAAUAAUGUAAUUCUGUACAGCUGAAGGGCACACAGAGUGGGACUGACGGCCAGUACACUGGGAGUUUUUUUCUGACUAGCGCACCUUGCCACAUCACUGCUCUCCACCUCAGUUGCCCCUGCCUAUCGCUGUAGUCCUGCAUGACUAGAUUUAAAACAAUGCUAAUCUCACUGUAUGCUAAAAUGAGUCUGUAUAGAGACUUUUGUUUAUAUACGAUGUAAACUAACUCCAGACGUGCGGGGUCUGGUCACAGGAUAGGACGAGUGAGUAAGACUGUGUGUAAGUGUGUGUUUGUUAACCAUAGGCAAGCCAUUGAGACAUUACUAAUGUCAAGGCUGAGUUUGGGACUUAAAGGGUCAGUACACUCUGGAAUAAAUUAUUUUGAUUGUGUUCAGACUUCUUGAAAUAACCCAUAAGGGGUUUAAAAAGUCAGAUUUUUGAGAAAUGUCCCUUUUGUUUCUCCUGGAAGUGGAUGAUCGGUCCCUCAACCACCCCAUGGGAUGCAUGUCAUUGUGUACAGUUAACCCCUCAUGGGCGCUGGAGGUUGGUCUGUUUCACUGUGGUGUCGCCACAUGGAGACUAUUCCUAUUUAUUUGACUGUCUGAAACAUAGAAAGAGAUACAAAUGAUACAGUAGGUAGUUUAAAGUCGGGCGAUGAGUGUUAACCUUACAGCAAUGUAUAAUUUUGUUUAAAAGCAAACUAAUUUCACUGCACCUUCAGUAAAACAUGUACUAGAUAGAGGCUACCACACAGUUAUGUUGACAACUUUAUUUCUUAGUUAUCUCUCAGAUGUAUUUAUUGAUUUAUUUAUUUUGAUGGAUGGAUGGAACCUGACUAUGGCAAGUGCCUUUAGGAAUGAAGCAUUGCAAGUGCAGAAAUGACAGUAUUUUUGGUAUUUUUUCCUCUGCUUCUUCUUUUUAUGCCUUAAACUAUCUGAAUCCCUAAGCCACCAAAGUUGGUGGAAACUUUUUUUAAAAUGAAAAACUCUUUGGAGAGAUGUUGGCGCUUUAACCUUCUAGCAGUCCCAGUGACGUGGUGUGAAAUAUCUUGAGAUUGUACGGAUUAAGACAUACUUAUGCUAGUUUUUACACAACAUUUACACAAACUGUUUUAAUAUUUCAAUUAGUUCUUGACAAUCGGGUUACUGAAAGAGUAAGAUCAAGUUUGAUACACUUAAGGUGGCUUAAACUUGUUUGUUUCUAGAACACCCAAACACCAUUUACAAACACUUGUAUGAUUAUCACCAUAUUAUUCGGAAAUUAAAUGGCCACUAGUUUAGAAUAAAAGUAAAAUCCCAGUCAUGGUCUUGUUUAAACAUCACUGAGAUAUGAGGACAGCACUGUUUAGGUGGACAAGUCAGGUAUUUGUUAAACAAGUUUCAUAACAUUUGAUGGUCUAAUUCCAUUACUGUUCGGCUGUCCACCUAAAGGACCCUGUCGCUGUACAUACACUGUCUAAAUAUCACUCCCCCAAAAUGAUAUACGUUACUUCUAAUGGCUACUCUGUUAACACUCUUCCUGCCUGUGGCUUGUGUACAUUGAACCACACACAGACUUGUGGUACCUUCACAGAGCUAACAGGGCGACUGAGGGUGGCGUCUCCAGAAUAAGCUACAGCUAGCUCAGCUUUCUGUCAGGGUCUGGCCAGGGCAAUCUUUCAAAAACAGGGUGAAACUUUUAAAUGUCUUUGUGUUUUGAAAAAUAUUCUCUCACAAAGGGGUCAAAGUGUUUUGAGUCAACUCCUACUGUGCACCACAGAUACUCACGGUACUGUUGUACAAAUACUGAAACAUUUUUUCUUUCUCUGAAUGUGAUUUUUUUAUGAGACAUCCCUCCAGACAAUUCUGUUAUGAUAAAAAGGUGCUUAUGGGCCUGAAGUAGAGUUGGUUCUAGGAGCUGGGUUUGUCAACACUGAAUGUAGAAACUGUUUCACUCACGUCAUUGCUGCUCUGCUUUGUCAUCAAUGUGUGUGUGUGUGUGUGUGUGUGUGUGUGUGAUUUCAAAUUAACCAGCAUUCAACACUAACUGUCUGUAAGGUUGGAAUGGAAGAUGUGACAUCUGGAUGGAUUAUUUAACAGUUCACGUUUUCACAUUUUGCGUUCAAUAGAGUUUUAAGGAUUGCUUUUAAAGAAUGUCCAUGGAGAGUCGGUACUGGUGUGUGUUUGGAAGUAAUUCAUGUGUGUAUUCACGUUCAGUCACAAAGUUUAGAUUUCUGAAAUGUGUCAACCACCAAUCCUGCUCCUAAAAUCUGGUCACAAGGGGCUUUCAAUUAUGUAUAAUGGAUUCAGGAUUAGCCAAAAUGUAUCCCCAUUUAUUUGUACUAAAGAUGACUGUUUGUCGAUCAGCCAUUAAUAUCAUUGCCAAAUUGUAGUCAUAAAUACGGAUACAUCUUGUACUCAGCUGUGCCAACAUUAAAUCUUUGGACCAAGUACGUGUGACCCCCAUCUUUUUAGUUUUCACCUCUUUCUUUUGAGUCAUAUUGUAAAUAACAAUUAUCCAACAAUGCAAUAAACACUAUUGCACUCAGACAGGGAGACAAGCUACUAAAGGGUCGGGUGAUGCUCAAAUGUUUGGAGUCUUUAAAUGUGAAACUCUACGAUGAUGAAACUCUGUAAAGCUCAUCUGAAUCAGGUGACGUUGUUCUUCAAUACUGUUACGAUUCCUUCUCUCUUGUUUCUUUUACUCCGUGCUGUUUUAAUGAAACAUUCUUUUGACAUUGUCAGGUUGAAAAUAAAAAAAAAGAAAUUGUAUCCGUUUCACGCUGAUCUCAAAGCUUCAGGCUAUAGCGUUUCAAAUAAAGUCAAAACAAAUGCAAAAGAAAAAAAAAAUAACUGAAAGCUGUUACUGUAAACACAACAUUUUAAAGGAACUGUGUAUGUAAAAAUAGUAUAUGUAUGUGAUUGAAAAUAAACAAAAUAUUUG
This is a messenger RNA of Eleginops maclovinus (Patagonian blennie), 5276 nucleotides long. It is a transcript of the gene mapk10, whose product is annotated as mitogen-activated protein kinase 10. Gene Ontology annotation, cellular component: cytoplasm; nucleus. Gene Ontology annotation, molecular function: JUN kinase activity; ATP binding. Gene Ontology annotation, biological process: protein phosphorylation; JNK cascade. Bases 282 to 1586 code for a protein of 434 amino acids. The transcript has 14 exons. The record is from RefSeq and is a predicted model, not a curated record. Lineage: Eukaryota; Metazoa; Chordata; Actinopteri; Perciformes; Eleginopidae.